Molecule: messenger RNA, 1527 nt
Organism: Rhizophagus irregularis DAOM 181602=DAOM 197198
Lineage: Eukaryota; Fungi; Glomeromycota; Glomeromycetes; Glomerales; Glomeraceae
Biological process (GO): transmembrane transport
Cellular component (GO): plasma membrane
Molecular function (GO): transmembrane transporter activity
Source: RefSeq, a predicted model, not a curated record
AUGACUGAUAUAGGUGAAGUAUCGCAUCAAAAGUCAAGUAGUGAAGAAGAGGAAGAGGCAGAAGAUGUAGCACAUAGAAUUUUAUAUGAUCCACAAAAAUGGCCAUACAUAAAGAAAUAUCGUAUUCUUUUUCUCGUAGCCUUACCAGCAUUUCUCACUCCGUUAUCGAAUACAUCAUUGUAUCCUGCGAUAUCAGAUAUGAAAGAAGAAUUUGAAGCUACUGCUAUAAUUAUAAAUUUGUUACUUGGAAUUUAUAUCAUUUUUCGAGGAAUAGCACCAAUAUUUUGGUCAUCAUAUUCAGAUCAACUUAAAACCAGAAAAAGAGUGUAUUUGGCUUCAUUGUUGAUAUAUACAAUGAGUAAUAUAAUAUGCGGAUUUGCAAAAAAUGCAAUUAUAUUGGUACUUUUUGGGAUAAUACAAUCAAUUGGAAUUUCAGCUGCUCUUAGUCUUGGUGGUGGAACUGUUAGUGAUGUAUUCAUUCCGGCUGAACGUGGAAAAGCGUAUGCCAUUUAUCUCGUUGGAUAUUUCAUUGCGCUUGCGAGCGGACCAAACAUUGGUGAUUUAAUAACAAAUUCAUUGGGAUGGCGUUGGGUAUUUUAUAUAUUAGCGAUAUUAGGAAGUGCAACGCUUUUACUCAUAACGUCAUUCUUACCCGAAACAUUUAGAGAACCGGAGGAAAAGUUUACAUCAAAACCACAUAUAAUUCGAAUUAUAAGAGAAUCACAUCCACAAUCACCAUCAGAAGAAUCAAAAUCAUUUACACAAAAAAAAUCUUACAAUCCUUUAUUACCAUUUAAAUUAUUACUACAAUUAAAUAUUACAUUUUCAAUAUUAAGUAAAUCAUUAGUUAAUUUAGUUAUAUAUUCGCAAAGUAUAUUAAUCACAAAAAUGUUUUCUUAUUAUUAUAAUGUAUCAAGCUUAUAUCUUUUAUUUGCUUAUAUAAGUCCUCCUGUUGGUUAUUUGAUUGGUAGUUUUAUUGCUGGAAUAUAUUCUGAUCGCCUUGCGGGAUAUGAAAGUGAUGUUGAAACGAGGAAGGAAAGAGAAAUGAAAAAAGAAGAAAAAAAGAGACUGAUGAAAGAAGAAACUACGGAAAUUAUGCAAGAAAUAUUAGAAAAUAGAGAUAUCAUUUAUAGAUUUCCUGUAAUGAGAAUUUACGUGGCAUUUUAUUCAAGUUUGAUAGUACCUUUAUUCAUUGUAACUUAUGGAUGGUUAACUCAAAUUAAAGUUCACAUUUUAAUACCACUGAUAAUUUCAUUCAUAGCUGGAAUUGGAUUACAAGGUCAAAGUAAUUGUAUUUCAACAUAUUUGAUUGAUGCAAACCCAGGAAAAAGUGCUUCAGCAUUAGCUUUAAGUGAUUUUAUUUCGUAUUUUUUUGUUGCUAUUUUAAUAGUAUUAGUUAAUCCUCUUGUAGAUUUAAUAGGUAUGGGUUUUACAUAUACUAUUAUGGCAUUUUUCAGUAUUCUUAGUAUUAUACUUUUGGUUAUUGUAUUUAAAAAUGAUGAAAGAUGGAGAGGUGUUAAUUUAUAA